AUGGCUUGGCUUUUACUCAUUCUUCUCUGCCUCGGGAGUUCAAGGGCUAACUUUUUAAACAUUACCAGUAAAAUUGGGCCAGGCCUAGAGGAAAGAUUGCUGAGUCUUCUCUUAACACUACAAACGGAGAAAUUAUACGACACCCUUUUGAUUUAUGGACGGGAUUGUGCUUUUCCUUCCUUAUCCAGUCGAUUACAAGUCCCGACAGUGCUGGUUUCUUCGAGUAGCACCAACUUCGAGUGGAAUUUCAGUAGCUUAACACUUAUUCUCAGUUGUGAGUUUCAAGCAGAGAUGGAGGAGAACUAUCGCACAUUGAUGAAGCUGCAAGUAGCCAGGCGCCUACUUCUUCUGCGUGGGGACUUACAACCAGAGUCAGUAUGCGACUUCUAUUCGAAAAAGGAGCAAUAUAACAUAGCAAUGGUAAAAGAAAACUUCGAUCAUUUCGGAGUAGUAUACUCCUGUCGCCUAUUUCAAGAUCGAAACUAUGAAGAAGUGAUUCUAUCCGAUGUUAACCAAAUUUUUGUAGAACAGUUUAGAAACAUGCAUGGAGCGCCGAUAAGAACAAUUACCGACAACUUGGAACCUCGAUCCAUGGGAUCCCAGGACCCAAAAACAGGGAAGAAGAAGUGGAUUGGCUUUGUGGCUAACCUUAUAAACAAUUUUAUUGAAAAGGUUAACGCAACCAUGGAUAUGCCGGAAGAAUUGACGGGAGUCGACGGAAAAGUCUUCUUUGUGAAUAUAUCUCAGUGGACCGCAAACGAUCUUUUAGAUAUUGGCAUGACCGUGGACUCCACCUGGGAAAUGACUAACUUUGAUACAUUCUCAUAUCCUUACUUGACAAGCUCGUACUGCUUAAUGUUACCUCUUCCAGAUUUGGUGCCACACCACGAGAUCUACGGGGUGAUCAUAGAUCACGGAGUCCUGGUCGUGCUACUGGUCUUAUUCCUCAUCUUUUCGAUGCUGCUAAUCUACAUCCAGCAGAAAUCCUUUCGCGGUCUGAGGCUGACCAGAGUCCUGAUGAACGAUAUGUGUUUGAGGGGAUUUUUGGCUCAGCCGUUUCCAUUUCCCCGCCAAUCGAGCAGGAAACUGAAGCUAAUUUGCUUGCUUCUGUGCUUUUCCAGCCUUAUGACCACAACCAUGUACGGAGCCUAUCUGCACACUUUUCUAUACAGUCCGCCAGCCGAGCCGAUGGUACGUACAAUUAGUGAUUUUGAAAAAUCUAGAUACAAGGUGGCCAUGAACUGGGCCGAGAUAGACAUGUUGCGUUCCGAGAAGCAUCGUAAACUACACAGAGUAAGCGAUGAUAGGAUCCACACCUUUGAGGACUUCCACAAAUUCGAGAACUUACGAGGAUCUUUUGACAGCGACUUUGUCUUUCCGGUGACCAGUGUGCGCUGGAGCACCUACAACGAGCAGCAAAAGCUGUUUCAGCAUCCAGUGUUCUACUACUCAGAUGAUUUCUGUCUCAGCCGCUACAGUAUAUUGAGUUUUCCCAUAAGACGUCACCUUCCCUAUCGCGAAACCUUUGAAGACCAUAUUUUACGGCAGAAGGAAUUUGGACUGUUGAAUCACUGGAUCGAUCACAGCUUCUUGGAUAUGCUCAGGCUGGAUCUCACGAAGCGCACGGACUUCAGCAAACCGCUGGAGGAUCAACGGAAAAUCUGCGUGGAUGACCUUUACUGGGUUCUGGGAUUAUAUGCGUUGGCAUUGGGUAUCAGUGGCUGCUGCUUUGCACUUGAGCUUUUAAGAUCUUUAAACUAUUGGGCUCGUUUUAAGGAGUAUAAAUGGAGAUAG
Molecule: messenger RNA, 1794 nt
Organism: Drosophila subpulchrella
Lineage: Eukaryota; Metazoa; Arthropoda; Insecta; Diptera; Drosophilidae
Exons: 1
Coding region: 1-1794 (597 amino acids)
Source: RefSeq, a predicted model, not a curated record